Molecule: messenger RNA, 4761 nt
Organism: Plasmodium adleri (nom. inval.)
Lineage: Eukaryota; Apicomplexa; Aconoidasida; Haemosporida; Plasmodiidae
Product: conserved Plasmodium protein, unknown function
Exons: 1
Coding region: 1-4761 (1586 amino acids)
Source: RefSeq, a predicted model, not a curated record
AUGAACGAGAAAAAGAAUACAAUUUUGAAGGGUAAGGGAUAUAUAUUGAAAGGUGCAAAUAAAGAAUUUAUUGAAGAUAAAAAGAAAAGAGAUUCAUUUAUAGAUAAAAAGAAAAAGAAUAUUUUUAGUAGAUUUAAUCCUUUAGCAUUACCUUUAUUAGGUAAGAAUAAAUUAUAUGAAGAAGAUGACAAAUGUGAUAUGAAAAAAAGAAGAAGCAAUGAGAAAUCCAAAGAAGGAAAUAUUAAUAUUAAUGUUUUAAAUGAAAAUGAAUUUAAUAGUUAUUUACUAAGAAAUAAAGCCUUUCGAUUAACAUGGACUAGUAUUAUAGAAAAAAUAAAACAUGAAAUAGAUAUAGAAAUAUAUAAAAAUUUAAAUAAUGUAUUUGAAGAAAUAUAUCUAUAUUCUAUAUCAAAUAAUGAAUACCUACCUUUAAUUUUAAUAACCGCUGGUACAAAUGUUGCUGACCAUGAAAUUAUUAUUGAUGCUUUGUCAUAUGAAUUAAAAAUAUGGAAUAAUCACAAUAAUAAUAAUAAUAAUAAAAAAAAAGAAGAAAAAUAUUAUAUGAACAAGUCAGGCAAUUUGUUUGAUUAUGUACAUGGAGAAGGAAAGGAUUAUAUAUAUGAAAAAAUAAAACGAGAUAUGAAUAAGAAAGAUAAUAUGAAUGAUAAAAUAAAUAUAAAUCAAAGUGACCAUUUGUAUGAUAAGAUAUAUAAAAAUAAAGGAAACUUCAUUUUUACAUCGAAUCAAGAAUGUGUAGAUAACUUUAUGAAUCCAACACAUGAUGAUAAUAAAAUAAAAGAGAAAGAUAAAAAAAAGAAGAAGAAAAGAAGAAAAAAACAAAGAACAUUCAACGGUAAUAUUUAUACAAACGAUGGUAGUACAUUUAAUAGUAAUGACAAUAAUGAUAUUAAAAAUGAAAAUAAUUAUGAUUAUAAUGAUAAAUAUAAUGAUAAAUAUAAUGAUGAAUAUAAUGAUGAUAAUGAUGAUGUGUAUGUGUGUUCUCUUAAUUCGAACACGUCCAAUAAUAUAAAUUCUGCUGUAUAUAAUAUUUAUACACAAUUAUAUAGAGAUUAUAAAAUGCGAUAUUUUUUAAAAAAAUAUAAAAAGAAAAGUGUCCAUAAUAAUAAUAUGAAUAAUCCUUAUGUUUCAAGUGAUAGAAGAAAAAGAACUCGUAAUUAUAGUAACAGUAGUAAUUCUAAUAAUUUAAAUAUGGAUGAACAAGAUGAUGAUUAUAAUAUUAGUAAUAAUAAUUCUUUUGUUCGUUUAAAGUUUUUAAACAAAGAAUUUAAGGAAGACAACAAAUUGAUACAUAAUAAAAAUAUGGUCAAUAUAGAUAGAUUGAUAGAUUUAUAUAAAAAAAUGAGUGAAUUGAAUAAAAAAAAUAUAUCAGAAGAGGAAGUUGAAGGAUAUGUAAAUAAAUAUAACACGGAUAAUAUAAUAUAUAAUAUGGAACAAAUGAAUAAUAAUAUUAUGGAUUCAAAAGGAGUUAUGUUUGCAUCGUCAGAGGGUAUAUAUAAGAAGAACAAAGGAUCAGAUAUAAAUAUAAAAGAUAUAAAAAAUGUGAAUAAUAUGAAUGGUGUGAAUAAUAUGAAUGAUUGUAAUAAUUCUUUUAUAAAACACUAUGGACGUUUAGAAUUAUAUAAUAAACAAAAUAAUUAUUUUUAUGAUGGUCGAAAAAAAGUUCGUAUUAUUAUAUUAAUACACGAUUGUGAAUAUUUUAAUAUAAAUAUAUUAAAUGGUAUAUUAAAUAUAUUAAUAAAUUUACGUAUAGAUAAUAAAAUAUGUUUAAGUGUUAUAUUAGGUGUAUCAACACCAUCUUUUUUUUUUAAUAGAAUUACAACACCUGAUACGCAAAGUAAAUUAAGAAUAAAAACUGUAGAUAUAUUAAAUAAUAAAUUAAUGUGUGAUAGAAUAUGUAAUAUUUUAUUGUUUGAGAAUUUAUUACCAUUUAUAUUAAAUUUUAAAACUGUACAUGCAAUUAAAUUAUUAUUACAUAAAAACAAUCAAUCUAUAAGUCAUUUAAUACAUAUAUUAUAUAUAUUGACUAAAGAAUUUUAUGAUAAUAAUAUUUUGUCUUUCUUAUGUAUACCAAUGAAUUAUUAUUUAAAUAUAUAUACAGAUGAUGAAGAGAAAGAAAAAAUGGAUUCAAAUGAUUAUUCUCCUUAUACUUAUAUUCGUUCAUACCAAGCAAAUCUUUCAAAUUUUUUUAAGUAUGAUAUAAGAAAAGUACAUCAGAAAAUAAUAUCAUUAUGUUAUUCAUCGAAUUUGUAUUAUCGUCAUUUGUCUUAUAUAAAAAAAAAAUAUUCAACUAUAUUAAUAAAAAAUUAUUUUCAAUUGCAUGGGCAAGAUUCUGUGAUACAAACGCCUCGUAAUUCGGAUGAUGAACCUGAGUUUUUUAAUUUAAAGACGAAGAAACUAGAUCAUAAGAAAGAAAAAAAACAUAUUCAAAGGGUAGACAUAGAAUCUGAAUCUAUAAAUAAUGAUAUCAUAAAUGAUAAUGAAAAAAAAAAUCAUUUCGAUAGAGCUCGUUAUGCUUGGGAAUUCAAGACAAAGACAAUUAAUUGGUGGUAUGAUCAUCCAUUUAAAGAUUUAAUAUAUUUAUAUGAAAAUGAAACAAUCAAAAAUAAUAAAAAAGAAGAAAUAAUAGAUAAAUUAUUAAAUGAAGAUGAUUAUAAUAAUAAAAAAGAGGUAAUAAAUAAUAUUGAUAAUAAUAUAAAUGGUAAUAAUAAUUUAUAUGAUAUUGAAAAUGUUAAAGAAAUAAAUAAAACAUUAUGUAGUUUUUCUUUACCUUUAAAUGUUUUACAACUACUUGAAAGAAAAUAUGCAUAUAAUAUAGCAAUAAAUCUAAUUAAUAUUAUUAUAAAAACAAAAUCUGAAUAUACUACAUCUAUAAAACGAAGUGAAUAUUUUAGAAAUUUAUUUGAGAAUUAUGAAAAAAUAAAAUGGAAUGAAAAUAAAAAUAUAUUAUAUAUAGAACAAUUAUAUAAUAUUGUUGAAUAUGAUAUAAAGAAAUGUAUAAACUUUUUAAUUGAUAUGAUGACUCCUUAUUAUUUUAAAAACCAUCAGGUCUUAUUAAAUGUAUUUAAAGAAUUUAAAGAAUAUUAUACAAAUAUAUAUCCUAUUGUUUAUAAUUUAGAAGAUUAUAUAUAUUUAUUAAAAGAAAAAGAAUAUAAAAAAAAUCAGGAAUUAUAUAUAAAUGAUGAUUUCUCAAAGACAUAUACUUAUUCGUUUUCAUAUUCUAUAUAUUUUUCUCUCCUUUCACGUCUAGAUGAUAUGUUAGAAAUGCUUAGAAAUGUAAUUCAAAUGGAAGAACAGAAGAAGAAUCAAGCAAAUAAAUGUCCACCAUUUGAUGGAAAUAAGUUUAAUAUGAAGGAGAAUAUUUCUUUUAAUAAUUCAAUUAGAAAAAGAGAAGAAUAUGUAGAUGAUUCGUAUUGUGUAUCAAGCAUGGGUGAAUAUAAGGAAGAAAAUGAAAUGAACAAAAAUAAUCAUAAUAAUAAUCAUAAUAGUAAUAAUCAUAAUAGUAAUAAUAAUAAUCAUAAUAGUAAUAAUCAUAAUAAUUGUAAUGAUGUAGAAAUAAAUGGACAUCAUAAUCCACCUGUUAAUUAUAAUAAUUUAGAUAAUGACUCAGAUGAUAUAUUUAAUAGUAAUGCAACAAAAUAUUAUCCUUCCAAUAAUAUAAAUAUAGAAGAUAUUGAUAAUAAGAAAAAAAGAUUUAAAAGAUAUUUAACUAUAGAUAAUAAAAGCUUGAAAAAAAAAAAAAAUUAUGAACACAAUAAUAUAAAUGCAGAAGAUAUAUCUAAUUGUAUAAAUUUAUUUAUACAUGAUUAUAUAUAUUUAUUACUUCUACCUCCUAUAUCUUAUCAUCCACUAGCAUAUGAAUUAAUUUUAUAUAAACCUGAUAAAGAUUUUACAAACAUUAUGACUAGAGAUAUAAAAAAAGAAUUAUUAACAACCUUAUGUUAUACUAAUCCAUAUAAGACAGGAAAUUUAAUGUGUUCUUCAUGUUGUCUUUUUAAAGAUAAUCCUUAUAAUAAUAACCCUGAAAAUAAUAUUAUUAAUAAUAAUAAAAUAUAUCUCAAUCCUACAUAUGAUAAUAUAUCUACAUUAGAAGAUAUGGUUAAUCUAUAUAGACUCUAUGAGAAGUGUAAUAAGACUAUUGAUCUUUAUAAUCUUUUUAUAUUAUAUUUAAAUCUUAAGGUUAAUAAAUAUUCGUCCAUUUGUAUAAAUGACAAGAAUAAAAAUACCACCAUAAAAAAUAACAAUAAUAAUAAUAUUAAUCGUCAAUGUAAGGAUGAGCAAGAUGUAAAAUCUUCUCAUUCAAACAGAAUGAAAUAUAAACAAACAGAUAAUUUAGCUACAGACAUAUUACAAGAAUAUUAUUUAAAAUUUAUUAUUACAAUUAAUACUUUUUGCUCAUUUCUAAAAAUAUUAAAACCUCCAAAUGUUUCAGCUCUAUUAAAUUAUAAUGAAAAAAAUGGAAAUAAUGAUGAUUAUUAUGAAGACGAUGAAUAUUAUAAUAAUGACAAUAAUACAAAUCAUACUAGAAAAGGAAACAAAAACAAAAACAAAAACAAUGACAACUAUAAUACAUCACAAGAUUCAAUCAUACAAUUUUUAAAAGAAAUCAAAAAAUCAUUACAAGGAUGUACUAGUAAAAAAUUAUUAUUUGGAAAAUUAUAUUACAAUCAUAUUAUAGCUUCAAGAGAAUAUUAUUUACAAAACUUUAUAGAAAAUAAUAAUGAAGAAUUAAAAAAUAAAUAA